Molecule: messenger RNA, 6504 nt
Organism: Colletotrichum destructivum
Lineage: Eukaryota; Fungi; Ascomycota; Sordariomycetes; Glomerellales; Glomerellaceae
Product: Putative ARID DNA-binding domain, Zinc finger, PHD-type, JmjC domain, JmjN domain-containing protein
Exons: 6
Coding region: 914-6097 (1727 amino acids)
Biological process (GO): chromatin remodeling; regulation of DNA-templated transcription
Cellular component (GO): chromatin; nucleus
Molecular function (GO): histone H3K4me/H3K4me2/H3K4me3 demethylase activity; DNA binding
Source: RefSeq, a predicted model, not a curated record
GGUAAGGGUAUCUGGUGCCGCAGCCGCUGCUGUUUUUUCGCUUUCCCUUUUUCCACCACAGUUCGCAUCGCACCUGCCUGCUUUGCCUCGCCUCGCCUCGCCUUAUUCGUGCCUCGCCUUCCUUGCCUUUUCCUUUCCACACAAAUUCACCUUCCUUCCCAUUCUCGCCCACACUAAGCCAGAAGCUACUGUCCGUGCAUCCAACUCUUUCCCCCUUCCUCUCCCCUCGCUCUCUCAUUUUCCUCCCGUCUCCUUCACCCACUCUGUUCAUCCACCCGGCCCGGCCUCCAGCUGCACUUCCCCCUUCUAUUAUAUCCACACAUUCCCACUCCCACGUCGUUUCCUCCUCCAUACCCCGGUUUCCCUCCUCCAACACACCCUCUGACUCGAAUCCCUCCUCAUCCGAUCAUCGCCAAAAGAGUCUUGGAAACACGCCCUCGUCCAAACACAUUUGUGCGCUGCCUCGGUCCUUGUUGCGAGGCACACAGUUCCCAUACGCUUCUCCAAUCCACUCCACCAGUCCCGUCGUCGACAGGUACCUACCCGUUGGUCUUCCGCACUUCGACCGACUGGCCCGUAUAUCUGACAUUUCUCGCCCUUCCGCUCCCUCAGACCCGUCUCUCCCUCGCAACCUUUGGAAGAUGCACGCCUUUCAGUGACGGCACUUCGAGGAAAAAAAAGAUCGCGAAAUCCCUCCCGGACGAACAACUCGACUGUCUCGAACGGAAACACCGAGCUCGUAAAAUCUGACAUGCGACAACAACUCUAGCCGACCGAAUCACACCCGCUUGAAUGAUCUGCCACAGCAAUCGCCGUCAAUCCGAUUAUCUGUGACUGCGACACCAACGAAGUCCAUCAUUCCCUGGUUCAACCCGCCGUUGCGCCUGUCUUUCGACCACCACCUACCGCCAUCAUGGUGCCUGCCCCUACGACAGGCGGUACUGCCGCUGCCAACGGCACCGGGAGUGCCAAUGCAAGUUCACGAGCUUCCCCGGCCGUCGGCGCCCCCAACACGGCCUCGGCUAAGUCGAAGGCCGCCCAGGGCAACUCCAACGGCCCUCGCCCGACGAACUCUCAAGUCCCCCUCAGCUCCAUGCGAAGCGCACCUCUUGACUUGACAUCGGUCGAGCGACGCGGGCAGGCGACAGCGGUCAAGGAACCCGUCAAGAAGAAAACCCGCCCCCAUGGUCUUGAGGAGGCGCCCACCUACUAUCCGACAGAGGAGGAGUGGAAGGACCCGAUGGAGUACAUUAAGAAGGUCUCCCCGGAGGCGAAGAAAUACGGCUUGUGCAAGAUCGUGCCGCCAAGUUCGUGGAACCCGGACUUUGCAAUUGAUACCGAGGUAUUCCAUUUUAGAACCAGGAAGCAGGAGUUGAACUCGGUCGAAGGAAGCACACGAGCAAACAUGUCAUAUCUCGACGCGCUCGCCAAAUUCCACAGACAGCAAGGAAACAACCUGCAUCGCCUUCCCUACGUCGACAAGAAGCCUCUUGAUCUGUAUCGUCUUAAGAAAGCCGUCGAAGCUCGUGGCGGGUUCGACAAGGUCUGUAAGCUGAAGAAGUGGGCUGAAAUUGGACGUGAUCUGGGAUAUAGUGGAAAGAUCAUGUCUUCCCUUUCCACAUCGCUUAAGAACUCGUAUCAGAGAUGGCUCUGCCCAUAUGAGGAGUAUCUGAGGCUCGCCAAGCCGGGAGUUCAUCAACAGCUUGAACUGGAGAACGGCGGCCCCUACACCCCUAGCCCUGCUGUCACUCCCAUGAAGCGAUCCAACGUCAACACUCCUUCCAGCGCCCGAGCCGAUUCCCCUGCCCGUAGCGCCUCAGAUGCCCUACAGGCAAGUAUCAACGGUCUUAAGAAGGAGGGUGAUCGGGACACUCCUAUGACUGAUGCACCACCUGCGCCUGCCCCGGUCACCUCAGGCUUCAGAGCAAUCAACACAGGGGGCUUUACCGCAGUCAACUCUGGGUUUAAGAGCGUUAACCGGCCCACACCUCAGGACGAUGUCACCAGCACGCCACCGUCCAAAUCCUUCAGCCCGGUAAACUCUGCGAAGAACACACCUGACUAUCGGCCAUCAAAUCUUGGUCCUGCGGCGCUCAAACGUCAAAUUAGCUGUGAGAGCCUUGACCUAGCGAAGAAGGACACCGCCACAGACAAGGAUGAUGGUGAUGCAGGGAGCAGCAGCAGACGAAGCAAACGUCUCAAAAAAGAAACUGUGCCGACUGUCGCUGGAUCACACAUGUCCCUUUUCCGCCCUUCUGUGCCUAGAAUCCCCCGAGAUGAGGCAUCUAACCCUGGCGAGAAAUGCGAGCAAUGUGGCAAAGCUGAAGAGACUGGCCCUCUCGUCGUCUGCGAGUCCUGCGACCAAGCCUAUCACUGCACAUGCCUCGACCCUCCGCUGAAGCACAAGCCUGAAUCGGAGUGGAACUGCCCGAGAUGUCUUGUCGGUGAUGGUCAGUAUGGGUUUGAGGAAGGCGGCCUGUACUCCCUCAAGCAGUUCCAGCAGAAGGCUGCGGACUUCAAGCAGGGUUACUUUGAGAAGAAAAUGCCGUUCGACCCAACCCUUAACUGUCAUCGCCCGGUCACCGAAGAGGAUGUCGAGACGGAGUUUUGGCGCCUUGUCGCUGACAUCGAGGAGACGGUCGAAGUCGAAUACGGUGCCGACAUCCACUGCACCACCCAUGGUUCGGGUUUCCCGACGGUCGAGAGACAUCCUAACAACCCCUACUCGACUGAUCCUUGGAAUCUUAACUUGCUGCCUCUGCAUCCCGAUAGUCUGUUUAGACACAUCAAGUCCGACAUCUCUGGCAUGACGGUGCCUUGGGUAUAUGUCGGCAUGAUCUUCUCGACCUUUUGCUGGCACAACGAAGACCACUACGCAUACUCCGCCAACUACCAACAUUUUGGCGCGACAAAGACCUGGUACGGUAUUCCGGGCGAAGAUGCUGAAAAGUUCGAAGCCGCAAUGCGCGAGGCUGUCCCUGAGCUCUUCGAAACGCAGCCCGACCUCCUCUUUCAGCUGGUGACCCUCUUGACUCCGGAGCAGUUAAAGAAGGCUGGCGUUCGAGUUUCCGCCGUCGACCAGCGUGCAGGCCAGUUUGUCAUCACCUUCCCGCAAGCUUACCACGCCGGCUUCAAUCACGGCUUCAACUUCAACGAAGCCGUAAACUUUGCCCCUUGCGACUGGGAGCCUUUCGGUCUUUCGGGCGUUGAGAGGCUGCAGGUUUUCCGCAGGCAGCCCUGCUUCUCGCAUGACGAGCUGCUUUGGACCGCUACUGAGGGCACGACCAACAACGGCCUCACGAUCCAGACAGCCAAAUGGCUCGCCCCGGCACUGGAUCGAAUCAAGAAACGUGAGGUCGUCGACCGGGCCGAUUUUGUGGCGAAGCAUCUGGAGCCACAGUGGCACGACUGUGGCCUGGCUGGCAAAGACGGCGCCUCUUGUCCUUUGACGUUUGAGAUCGAUGACACGGACGUUCCCGAGGAGGAGUACCAAUGCUCUUACUGCAAAGCCUUCACCUACCUGUCUAGGUUCAAAUGUCUAAAGUCGGGCAAGAUUCUGUGCCUCGCACAUGCGGGCCACCAGCCAUGCUGCGACAUGCCCGAGCGGCAACGGAUUCACGGCGAGGGCCAUGCCGUCAUCUACAGGCAAUCCGAAGAAGACAUCGACGCAAUCUAUGCAAAGGUGCUCGAAAAGGCGCGCACGCCAGAGGCCUGGGAAGAGAAGUACGAGAAGCUUUUGGAAGAAGAGGCUACGCCUUCUCUUAAGACUCUUCGGAAUCUCCUACACGAGGGUGAGAAAAUACCCCAUGACCUACCCUCGCUCCCUUUGCUUCGGGAAUUCGUCGAACGCUGCAACGAGUGGGUGGAAGAGGCCACCAACUACACGAUUCGGAAGCAGCAGAAUAGGCGCAAGAGCGAAAAGUCCAUCCUCAACCGAAAGAACUCACUGGACCAAAAGGAACGCGAUGCGCGCAAUGUUUCCAACGUGUACCGUCUCCUCAACGAGGCUGAGCAAAUAGGAUUCGACUGCCCUGAGAUCACCCAGCUGAGGGAGCGAGCUGAGGCCAUCGAGGCCUUCCAGAAGAACGCAGCUAAAGCGCUGGAACAGAUCCACCUCGCCGAGCUCUCCGAAAUCGAAGACCUACUUGAGGAGGGCCGGACGUUCAAUGUCGACAUGCCCGAAGUCGAUCGCCUAUCGCGAGUUCUCGAGCAACUCAGGUGGAACGAAAAGGCUAGGAACAACAGAGGCACCCACAUGUCGCUCAACGAAGUGCGCGAGCUCAUCGAAGAGGGCAAGCACCUGGACAUUCCGCCGUACAACGACCACCUGUCCUUCUACAUCGACCAGAUGAAUCUUGGCCAGCAGUGGGAGAAGAAGGCACGGGAAUUGAUCGUUGCCGAAAUUGUUCACUACCCUCAGCUAGAGGCUUUGUCGAUGCAGGUUGCCGCCAAUUUCCUACCUGUCUCAGCUGACACAUUGGCUGCUGUGGACCAGAUCCUCUACAAGCAAAGAGAGGCUCACCGCCAGAUCGUGGACUUGACCGAGAGGUCGCGCAAUCCCGACAUCCGGAAGAGACCAAAGUACGCCGAGGUUGCCGAGAUCAUGCGCCGACUCGACGACUUGAACUCGAAACCCAAUGGCACGUUGGACCUGGAGCGUGAGCAGAAGCGCCAUGAGGACUGGAUGCGAGAGGGCAAGAAGCUGUUCGGCAAAACCAACGCACCUCUCCACAUUCUCAAGAGUCACAUGGACUAUGUCUUUGAGCGGAAUCAAGACUGUUUCGACAUUGUCAAUGAUAAGCCUCGCAUGCCGGCCGAACCCGCCUCCAGAGAAGCCAGCCCAGAUCAAAAGGUGCACCGGUGGGAAGACCCUCGCUUCCGGGAAGUUUUCUGCAUUUGUCGCAAGGUGGAGGCUGGCAUGAUGAUUGAGUGCGAGCUCUGCCAUGAAUGGUACCACGGAAAGUGCCUCAAGAUUGCCCGGGGGAAGGUCAAGGACGAGGACAAGUACACAUGCCCGAUAUGCGACUGGCGUGUCAAAAUCCCCCGAGAUGCCGCCCGACCUAAGUUGGAGGAGCUUAUUACAUGGUCUGAGAAGAUUCCAAGCCUGCCUUUCCAACCGGAGGAAGAGGAGGUCUUGACAAAGAUCAUCGACAACGCUCAGGACUUCCGAAACCACAUUGCCGGAUACUGCAACCCUGUCGUGUCUACCGAGUCCGAGGCCGACACACAACGGUUCUAUCUGCGCAAGAUUGAGGGCGCCGAGAUCCUGCUCGCCUACGAGACCAAUUUCUUCCGACAAGAGUUGCACAAGUGGUGCCCCGUUGCGCCAAACGCACCCCCCGUCCUCGAGGUCUCCAAGAGCACACGCAAGCCACGACCGACCAAGCUCCAGAAGCUUUUGGCCCAAUUUGGCGUGGAUGACCCCGAGGACCUGCCAGAGAAUAUGAAGGCCAAGGCAGCCAGCCUGAAGCGGAAAGCCCAAAAUGCCGAGGCUGCGGCGGCUGCGGCUGCGGCUGCUGCGGCCGCCUCUGCAACUGGUGCGACGGUACCCCCUGGCAUGCCGGGCCACGGUCGUAAGUCGGAACAGUCGUCAGCAACACCCCCCAGCACGUCUCAUGGCAACCGCCGGUCCAUCGGCAGCAACCACGACGCUAUGGACAUUGACAGCGGCCCGACGCUUCAUCCAGGCUUGUUCUUGUCCAACGGCGCACCUGGCCCGCAGCUUGUCGUCGGCAACUCGUCGCUGUCUCUUGAGGAGCGCUUGCUCCAGGGCCAGGAAGAUGGGCUUAACCUGCACACUGAGGCUGGCAAGAGUAAGGCUCUCGAGAUACUACGUCGGACCGAAGUGGGUCGGAAGCGGGCGGUGGAGAUGUUCGGCCCCGACGUGUUCAAGGGCGACGUUGGCAUGCUCAACGGCCGAGACGAUGUGCCUCGGUCUCAAGAAGAGGAGCGAGCAGUGAACAAGAUGUUUGACGAUCUCACGAACCAAGACGAUGACGAUGGCAAGAGAAAGCAGGAAUCUUUUGAUGGACCUAUCACGGCGGAAAGUCUCGAGAGCGAGCGAAAUGGCAUGGACGCCCUGCUCGACGGCGAUUAGAACUCUCGUCCUGAGACUUACCUUGCGGCCUUGCAUCCGUUCGACUUUAUCACUUUCGGCUUUUGAAGGACGGGCGUCAAUGGUGUUGACAGGCAAUCCAUUUGAGUAGGAGUUUCAUUUCGAGUUUCGACAUUUUGUCCGAUGGCCGCAGGAAGAGAGAACUAAUUUCAUAUGGGGGGCGCGUUGUAUGAUUAGGUGUCUCGAGGUUACGGCAUACCACUUUGCAUUAGAUGGAGAUGGGGGCGUUUACGAGGAUGCCAGAUGCGUCGCUCAGUUCCUAGGUAUCAUGGCCAAUAAUUGUGCGGCGCACUGUCCCGGAAAAGUCCUAGUCAUGGGCAAACAAGAUCAACUUUAGUUUAGGCAUUUGUGAAUACAUAGGCAUCGUGGCCAUGCCGGUUCGUGAUUGA